Eutrema salsugineum is the source of this 753-nucleotide messenger RNA. RefSeq names its product cytochrome b5. Bases 207 to 611 code for a protein of 134 amino acids. Lineage: Eukaryota; Viridiplantae; Streptophyta; Magnoliopsida; Brassicales; Brassicaceae. Gene Ontology annotation, cellular component: intracellular membrane-bounded organelle; membrane. The transcript is spliced from 3 exons. The record is from RefSeq and is a predicted model, not a curated record. Gene Ontology annotation, molecular function: heme binding.
ACCAAACCGGUUUUCACACACACCUACACUCAUAAUCCGAUCCCUUAUCAAUGCAACAAACCAAAACAAACUAAACCGGAUUUAAAUCGGUCUGAAGUCUGAACCCAACAACUCUUCUCUUUUUCUUCUCGUUCUCGUAUAAAGUUUUUAGCUUUAAAUCUCAGUGUCAGGUUUUGGUGGGUUUAUUCUAGUGAAGAAGCAAAACAAUGGGGGACGAAGCAAAGAUCUUCACUCUUUCAGAAGUUUCAGAGCAUAAUCACGCUCAUGAUUGUUGGAUUGUCAUCAAUGGAAAGGUGUACAAUGUCACCAAGUUCCUUGAAGACCAUCCUGGUGGUGAUGAAGUUCUCUUGUCUUCAACAGGUAAGGAUGCAACGGAUGAUUUUGAGGACGUGGGUCACAGCGAGAGCGCUAGAGAGAUGAUGGAACAGUACUACGUAGGAGAGAUUGAUCCAACAACAAUCCCAAAGAAAACCAAAUACACACCUCCUAAACAGCCUCACUACAAUCAAGACAAGACCUCUGAGUUCAUAAUCAAGAUCCUCCAGUUCCUCGUACCCCUUGCCAUUCUCGGUUUGGCAGUUGGGAUUCGUAUUUACACAAAAUCAGGGUAGUCUUCUUUUUUUCUGAGAAUUACGCCCACAUAUCUUAUAUAUACAGAGAGUGAGAGAAAGAGAUUUAAGUCUUUUGAAAAGACAAAUCUCAAAUUCUCUCCCUUUGUUCUUGUUUCUCUGCAUCCAAUUUUCCUUGUUUGAA